AGCAAGCAUAGAGAGAAACAUAAAGAUGGGAGCAUCAUCAAUUUUCGAAAUAGGUAAUGAGACAAUUAACACUAUCAAUGUUAAGAGCUCUUCUUCAUUGCCAUGUUCAUUGUUAGUUUUUUCACCAACAACGAAAGGAUCCUAUCCAGUCUUACUCUUUUUCCACGGCUUCAUGCUCAAACCCAGCUGGUACAAAUCCCUCCUUCAACACAUUUCUUCCCAUCGAUAUAUCAUUGUUGCUCCUCAGAUUUCUCUUAUAAACCAGGAAGUGAAAAGCGUAAGGAAAAUAGCAGAAUGGUUAAUCAACAACCUCGAAUCCGUACUGCCGGAGAAAGUUCAACCGGACCUCGAGAAAGUGGCGAUCUCCGGUCACAGCAAAGGCGGUAAUAUGGCAUUCGCCGUAGCUUUUGACAGCUCAAUGCCUCUAAAAUUCUCAGCACUCCUUGGAAUUGACCCAGUAGCAGGAACCUCCCCGUCCUGUCUAUGUCCUCCCUAUGUUCUCGAAUACAUCCCUCGCAUUUUCAAUCAAUCAAUCCCUGUUGCUAUUGUUGGUGCUGGCUUGUCAAAUCAAUCAACAUGUUGUUUGCUCCCGUCAGGUGCGCCAAAUGGAGUUAAUCAUGCGGAGUUUUUCAACGAGAGUAAGCCCCCUUGUUAUUAUUUCUUGGCAAAGGAUUACGGUCAUGCAGAUAUGCUGGAAGCUGAAGGAAUAAUGGCAAUUUUAAUCAGAAUUCUGAUGAAAAGUGGAAAAGGAUCUAAGGACAGUAUGAUAAGAGCUGUUGGAGGAAUUGUGGUAGCAUUUCUUAAGGCUUAUUUGGAAGGUCAAAUUGAUGAUUUAAAUGAUAUUGUUAAAUCACCUAAUCUUGCUCCUAUUACUCUUGAUCCAGUUAUAUCUAUCAAGGAUUAAUUAAUUAAUUA
Solanum stenotomum is the source of this 915-nucleotide messenger RNA. RefSeq names its product chlorophyllase-2-like. Bases 26 to 904 code for a protein of 292 amino acids. NCBI's taxonomy places the organism in Eukaryota, Viridiplantae, Streptophyta, Magnoliopsida, Solanales, Solanaceae. The record is from RefSeq and is a predicted model, not a curated record. Gene Ontology annotation, molecular function: chlorophyllase activity. Gene Ontology annotation, biological process: chlorophyll catabolic process. The transcript has 3 exons.